AUGCCUACGACAAUUGUGUUGCCAGCAGAGAUGACCUAUGUCGCGGCCUCCUUCUUGGCAACUGUAUGGGUGCUUAUUGGACAAACCUAUCUUGUUGUCAGAUAUCGAGGGCCAAGUGGUGUUGCUUAUCCCCGUUUAUAUGCAGAAAAGGCUGAAAUGGAAGCAAACCCCCAUGCUCAUGUUUUCAAUUGCAUCCAACGACUAUGGUUAGUCUUUCCCAGCAUUAACCUGUUGCAACUGCAGACACUAGAAUAUCUCCCCAUCUUUUUUACAACGUCGGUGAUGCUCCUCGUCCGCUCUUCUCUUUCUCAACUCAACAGAACGCUUUUGACAUCGCUCAAAUACCCCAGACUAGCGAGCUGCUUACUAGGAACGUGGGCUGCUGCACGAAUUGGCUUUACCAUUGGAUAUGCGACAGGCAACCCCCAGAAGGUCCGCACCUCCACUGUAACCCCUUCAGUCAAACUUGCCGACCUUUUGUUAGCGCCAGAAUAUCCUGAGCUUAUUACAUUAUCCGAUACUCUACACUCUACUGAUUACCUCGACGUUUACCGUUGUCCAACUACUAAUUCUUUAGAUGAUUUCCUUGUGGACUAA
Molecule: messenger RNA, 597 nt
Organism: Mycena indigotica
Lineage: Eukaryota; Fungi; Basidiomycota; Agaricomycetes; Agaricales; Mycenaceae
Product: Carboxypeptidase
Exons: 5
Coding region: 1-597 (198 amino acids)
Cellular component (GO): membrane
Source: RefSeq, a predicted model, not a curated record